AUGCAGUUAGCUGUUCGACAAGAAGAUGCCGAUGUGCUUCUUAAGGAGAAGAAUCUUCUCACCGCUUCUGUUCUUGACAAGUACCGUACUGCUGGUCAAAUUGCCGAAAGUGGACUUAAGUAUCUCAUCGAGCUCAUCAAUUCCAGUUAUCACUUUCAAACUUUAGGUCGCCAAUUGAGCGUACAAGAGCUCUGUGUUAUGGGGGACUCCUAUAUUGCUGCAUUAUUGAACCGAGUAUAUGUUGAUAAAUCUCAAGUCAGAGAAAAGGGUAUCAGUCAUCCUACUGCUAUUGAAGUUAACCAAUUUACUGGUACUGGAUUCAGUCCUGAAGUUGAUGAUGUAAGACCAUUUAUGUUUCAAACUGGUGAUUUGGUUGCUAUUUCCUUAGGUGUUCAUAUUGACGGUUACACUGCCAAUGUUUCUCAUACUCUUGUGAUCUUCCCUCCAAAUCCUACCAAACCUGAUGGUCCACUUUUGGGUCCAAAGGCAGACUCUGUUAUUGCUGCCCAUAUUGCGGCUGAAACAGUGGUUGGCUUGAUGGCUUUAGCUAGUAAGCCUGAAAAGCUUCCUAAAGAGUUUUUGGGUACUGUUGCUACCUCAUCAUCCAAUACUACAAUCACUGGUCACACUAUAAGACAGACAGUAGAUGAAAUAGCUAGACAAUUUGGAUGUGUGGUUGUUCCUGGUAGUAAGGUAAGAAGAAUCAGAAGAUUUCUUGCGGGUCAAGCCGAGGGGAUUGUUGCCGAGAGAGAUUUCAAAGGUGUGGUUUGGGACGAACUGCAUCAAGAAGUUGAAUUAUUAACUCGUUACCGUAACCAGAACCUGAAAGAAUCUCAAGAGAUGACCAUUAUCUCUAAAAAGGAUAUUAAGGAAAUAGAAGCAUCGCAUAGUGCUAUCCCCACAGAUGAAUUUGUAGUGGCUAAAGGUGAAGCAUAUCAGGUGGAUAUCCGUAUGGUUAGUGUUGCUGAAUUCAAAAACGAAUUGGGUAUAGUUACAAUUGAAGAAGUUGACAAAUACACUGGUAAGAACCAUGCUAAGACUACUUUCAACAGUCAACCUACCAUAUAUGUUCGUGAUUAUGCUAUGCAUCACCAAUUAAAAUUGAAGACUUCCAGGCAAUUACUCGGUGCCAUCGACAAGAAGAUUGGUGUCUUCCCAUUCAAGCUUACUCAUUUGUGUGAUUCUUUCCCUCUUGAUAUUGAUGCUAACGGAAACGUUGAUGGUGAAAUCCUUCAACGUCUUGCUAAAGAAGUCACCCAACGUAAAUUGGGAGCCAAUGAAUUGUCAAACCGUCAUUUGAUUGAAUCCCGUCCAAUUCAAUUGGUUAAGUUUGUUCCUCUUAAACAAAUCUUGUUAUCCAGUAACCCAACUGGUCGUCAAGGUGUUGAUGCCAAUAAACCAGUUUUACCAGGAAUGGAAAUUCCUUUGCCUAACUUGGGUAUAAGCUCUUUGAAGUUGAAGCUGUUGGUCAAUAAGCAUGGUCGUAGUAUAACUGAAGGUGGGGUUGCCCGUGAAUUAAAGAGUAUUGUCAUUGGUGGUGGUGAAGAUUCUAAAAACGAUGCUGUUGAUGCUAUCAAGUUGACUGGUAACUACAAACCCAGCUGGAGUCACUCACAAUAUAAGCUUCAAGGUCCUUUGCAAUCUGCCAUUCAACAAUUGGACUUGUUGAUGAAAGACAAGAGAUUCGGUAUCUCUAUAAGACAAGUCAUGCCUUUGAGUAACUUAUUCAGUCAGAUUGACGUCAAGCAGGCUGGUGAUAUGAACAUUGAUAACUGA
This is a messenger RNA of Lizanozyma spartinae, 1776 nucleotides long. It is a transcript of the gene ARX1, whose product is annotated as putative hydrolase. NCBI's taxonomy places the organism in Eukaryota, Fungi, Ascomycota, Pichiomycetes, Serinales, Debaryomycetaceae. The transcript has a single exon. The record is from RefSeq and is a predicted model, not a curated record. Bases 1 to 1776 code for a protein of 591 amino acids.